UGUGUGCUCUAUUGCUGAAACAUUGUGGUCAGUUACCAGAGAGCAAUCAUGAGGGAAUGCAUAUCUGUCCAUGUUGGCCAGGCUGGAGUUCAGAUGGGAAGCGCUUGCUGGGAACUUUACUGCUUAGAUGAGACUGGCUCAGGAAAGUAUGUUCCAAGAUGUGUUUUCAUUGACCUGGAGCCAACUGUUAUCGAUGAAGUUAAAACUGGAGCCUACAAGCAGCUGUUUCAUCCAGAGCAACUCAUACCAGGCAAAGAAGACGCUGCAAAUAAUUAUGCUCGUGGGCACUACACAGUUGGCAAGGAGAUCAUAGAUCAAACACUUGACAGGAUACGAAAGUUGUCUGAACAGUGCUUUGGACUUCAAGGAUUUUUGGUCUUCCACAGCUUUGGCGGUGGCACAGGAUCUGGUUUCACUUCACUAUUAAUGGAACGCCUGUCGGUGGAUUAUGGAAAGAAAUCAAAGCUGGAGUUUUCAAUUUAUCCUGCCCCAAGGAUCUCCACUGCAGUCGUAGAACCAUAUAAUUCUAUUCUGACAACUCACACAACUCUGGAGCAUUCGGACUGUGCCUUUAUGGUAGACAAUGAAGCCAUCUAUGAUAUCUGCAACCGAAAUCUGGAUAUUGAGCGCCCCACUUAUACUAACUUGAAUAGAUUGAUUGCUCAGAUUGUUUCUUCCAUCACAGCUUCUUUAAGGUUUGAUGGGGCACUUAAUGUAGACUUGACAGAGUUUCAGACUAACUUGGUGCCUUAUCCUCGAAUCCACUUCCCACUGGUCACUUAUUCACCCAUAAUAUCAGCAGAGAGGGCUUACCAUGAGCAACUGUCGGUGCCUGAGAUCACCAAUGCUUGUUUUGAGUAUUCAAAUCAGAUGGUGAAAUGUGAUCCUCGUCGUGGCAAAUAUAUGGCUUGCUGUCUGUUAUAUAGAGGUGAUGUGGUGCCAAAAGAUGUCAAUGCGGCUAUAGCUGCAAUUAAAACCAGGCGUUCUAUCCAGUUUGUAGACUGGUGUCCUACUGGAUUUAAAGUGGGAAUAAACUACCAGCCCCCUACUGUAGUUCCAGGAGGUGACCUGGCCAAAGUUCAACGUGCUGUCUGUAUGCUGAGUAACACUACAGCCAUUGCAGAGGCCUGGGCAAGGCUAGACCACAAGUUUGAUCUCAUGUAUUCUAAGAGAGCAUUUGUACAUUGGUAUGUGGGAGAGGGCAUGGAGGAAGGAGAGUUCUCUGAAGCAAGGGAGGAUAUGGCAGCUCUAGAAAAGGAUUAUGAAGAGGUAGGAACAGAGUCUGGUGUUGGUGGAAAUGAAGAGGAAGAUGAAUUCUAA
This is a messenger RNA of Nanorana parkeri, 1320 nucleotides long. Its product is annotated as tubulin alpha-3 chain. Gene Ontology annotation, molecular function: GTP binding; structural constituent of cytoskeleton. The transcript is spliced from 5 exons. NCBI's taxonomy places the organism in Eukaryota, Metazoa, Chordata, Amphibia, Anura, Dicroglossidae. Gene Ontology annotation, cellular component: microtubule; cytoplasm. The record is from RefSeq and is a predicted model, not a curated record. Bases 49 to 1320 code for a protein of 423 amino acids. Gene Ontology annotation, biological process: microtubule cytoskeleton organization; mitotic cell cycle.